GUAGUUGCGUCGAAAACUACGUAUGGGUUCACUGCUACCUACACUUGUAACAAAGGAUACAUCUUCAGAUCGGGCUCUACAACCAUUUCUUGUCAAGCUAACGGGAAAUGGUCUGCAAGCGCACUCAAGUGCUCAUAUUUCGUAUACAUGGGCGACUGGAUUCUUGCCAUGAGAAUAGUAACUGGGAACAAGAUAUCCUCCAGAUCAACAUGGUACAACCCGAAAGUCUCCUACGAUGCGCCGAUUUCAUCGAAGUUGCCUGCCGGCUGCUUCACUGGAAAUGCGAGUCUUCCCUGCUCGACACACUUCAGGAGUCUUCUUCUCAACUACUGGAACAAAAUAGGUCUUCAAAAGGUCGCCAUCCACGUCAUGAAGGCUGGGAGAAUAGUGAAGAGAUUAGAGUUCAAUGGAGCUGGUACCACACUGACGAACUGGUUGUCAAAAAGAAAACUUCUUUCAUCGUCUUGGAAAGAUUUAACUAAAAGAUCUUACACGAAUUUCUUCAGCCUAGAAGGGGCAAAAACAUAUCGGAGAUGGUACAUCAACAGAAACUGGGGUGGUUGCUAUAACGACAGAGGAUGGCUGAUAGUCAAAGACUCGAAGUACCACGUUUGCAACUACGAUGUAGGCACCAGUUAUCCGCGGAUUGGUUACUCGGACAUUUCAACGGCGAAAGUUUCAUAUAAAUAUGCAACAGCGGACACAAUGUUAAUAUUGAUGAAGCUGACUAAAGAUGUCUGCGGCCCUCCACCAGCUAUCAAAAGAUCUAGAGUCAAGUAUUCCUCCCUCACUGUUGGCUCCAAAGCCACCUACACAUGCGACUCGGGCUUUCAAGCAACGAGCACGCCUUCCCUCCAAUGUUUGUCCGACAGCACCUGGGCUAAAGUCACCUUUAGUUGUGAACCCAACUCGUGCGCUAGCAUCAAGAGCAAGUGUCGUGUCUUCAAAGACGGAGAAUAUUGGAUAAACCCAAGCCUCCUCAGAGGUAAAAAGAUCAAGGUUUACUGCUACAAAAUGAAAACCAGGUCUCCUCGUGAAUACAUCACCCUAAAGCGAAAUAACUACGCUUACUAUCCCAACACUCGGAACUUAGACUGUAAAGGCAAAGACGUUCCUCUUCCCAAGAAAAAUAACAAAUCGGGAAAAACUACCUACAAAAAGGUUCGACUCAAUGUACAGACGAUGAGUGUAAUCAGGUUAGACUUGACAUUUGCCACAUCAACAACUGGUGUCCGUCUCCCCUAUGGUGUAGCACACGCCUGCCACUCGAAACUGAAGUCGUGCAACAGGAAAGGAAUCGCCAUUGUUGACUUCAGGGGCACUGGAAUUACGAUAAAAUCUACUCCCGUGUAUUCAACUGGAUCUUACGGCGGCGGCACCUACUCCCACACGUCCACAAAAGAAUAUUACAGGCUAAAGUGCGGCGGCUACUGCGGCGGUUGUUACAUGGGUGGAAAUAUCCGCAUGAAAUGGCGUUACAACCCUUCUGCAAGGAGUGCCAAAAAGGUCUCGUGCUAACCCACUGGUGAUUGGGUCAUUUUGCAGCCAACUGGAAGGCAAUUUUCAAACUGCAUGUAAGCUGUGAAAUAAAUGUCGUGACACUA
Molecule: messenger RNA, 1604 nt
Organism: Haliotis rubra (blacklip abalone)
Lineage: Eukaryota; Metazoa; Mollusca; Gastropoda; Lepetellida; Haliotidae
Exons: 8
Coding region: 148-1518 (456 amino acids)
Molecular function (GO): metalloendopeptidase activity; zinc ion binding
Source: RefSeq, a predicted model, not a curated record